ACCCAGAGGGGCCCAACACUCCUCCUCUGUCUCUGUGAACAUCCUGCACAGGCUUGGCACCUCGGCGUCACCAUGUCCGCAGACCUCAGCGGCCGAUGGGAGUUGAUGAGCAAUGAGAACUUUGAGGACCUCAUGAAAGCUCUGAAUAUUGACUUUGUCACUCGUAAAAUUGCGCUUCACCUGGUUCAGACGAAGGUGAUUAUGCAGAAUGGGGACCAGUUUGUGAUCAAGACACAGAGCACCUUCCGGAACUAUGAGGUGGCCUUUACUGUGGGGGUUGAGUUUGAGGAGUACACCAAGGGCUUGGACAACAGGGUGGUCAAGACUCUGAUUACCUGGGAAGGGGACAAACUUGUGUGCAUCCAGAAAGGAGAAAAGGCCAAUCGAGGAUGGAAGCACUGGGUCAAAGGAGAUAUGUUAUACAUGGAAAUAACCUGCGAGGACGUAGUCUGUCAUCAGGUGUUCAAGCGGAAAGAAUAAAAGGUCAUGUGUUCUAUUAAAUAUAGAUUUAUUUUAUAUCAAUAAAUCAGUUUUAUCCAAAGGAACUUAAACAGGCUCCAGAUUUCAACAGUUUACUCAAGCAAAGUGAAGCACUUUAGGUUACAUACCUUGUCUUUGGUAACAGUGACAGGGCCAUACUUGGCACUUGCACCUGAAACCUUUUGAACUUCUGUUCAGAAGUUUAAGGAGACUCAUUACUUGACUUAUUUUUCUUGGAUCCUCUAUUUUGUAUCCAAAAUCCAAACACUGACAUACGUUACAUUCUGUUCCUAAUAGCUUAUAAAUGUCAUUUAAGGUCAAUAUAAUACAUUUUAAUACAAUGUAUUUCUCAAUCUUGAGUUAUAUACCACAUUAUUAGGCAACUUUUGAUAAAUAACGCAUGAACAGAUCUGGUGACUCAUAAAUAUCCUUGUAUAGGCCUACAUUACAUACAGCUUACAUUGUACAGAAUUGCUGUUUAUCAGAAUAAUGGUUAGGUUUUCUUAUAAAGGGCAGUGCAUGUUAAUGUGUGCUUUUGUUGGAUUGUGCUGGAUGGUUUAGUUCGGAUUAUAUGUGUAACAGGGUUAUCACAAUCAUUCACAAAUACUGUAAACUGCCCUUUGCCCUUUGAUCAGUCUUGAUCAGGACUAACGAGUGUGUUUAAAAAAAAUGCCACAGACCCCUCUAAAAAAAUCAAAAGAAAUGAAUAAAUCUGAUUGCUCACAUGA
Paramormyrops kingsleyae is the source of this 1208-nucleotide messenger RNA. RefSeq names its product retinol-binding protein 2-like. NCBI's taxonomy places the organism in Eukaryota, Metazoa, Chordata, Actinopteri, Osteoglossiformes, Mormyridae. Gene Ontology annotation, molecular function: lipid binding. The record is from RefSeq and is a predicted model, not a curated record.